This is a messenger RNA of Varanus komodoensis (Komodo dragon), 3881 nucleotides long. RefSeq names its product matrilin 2 (gene MATN2). Lineage: Eukaryota; Metazoa; Chordata; Lepidosauria; Squamata; Varanidae. Gene Ontology annotation, molecular function: calcium ion binding. The transcript has 20 exons. The record is from RefSeq and is a predicted model, not a curated record.
ACUCUUUCAUCUUCCUGAAAAAUGAAGAAAAUUAUUGCAUACUUAGUAUUGCUGGCUGAACUUUUCUCUGCUGCAGCUAAAGAAAGACACCUUCCAAGGACACUUUUUAGUCAACAGAAUGAUGCUGCUUCCUUUGAAAAAGUUUGCAAUAAGAAACAACUGGAUCUUGUGUUCAUCAUUGACAGCUCUCGUAGUGUUCGCCCUUAUGACUUCGAGAAAGUAAAAGAAUUCAUCUUAAACAUCCUGCAGUUUUUGGACAUUGGUCCAGAUGCCACUAGAGUGGGACUCAUCCAGUAUGCCAGCACUGUCAAAAAUGAAUUUUCCCUGAAGACCUUUAGGAGGAAACAAGAUGUGGAGAGAGCCGUGAGAAGAAUGAUGUACCUUGCUACUGGUACUAUGACAGGAUUAGCUAUUCAGUAUGCAAUGAACAUUGCAUUUUCAGAAUUUGAAGGAGCUCGACCACUCUCUCAGAAUGUACCCAGAGUAAUCAUGAUAGUGACAGAUGGGAGACCACAGGACCCUGUUGCAGAAGUUGCAGCAAAAGCUCGGAAUUCAGGAAUCCUGAUUUUUGCUAUUGGUGUGGGAAAAGUGGAUAUGAAUACGCUCAAGUCCAUUGGUAGCGAACCUUAUGAAAACCAUGUAUUUCUGGUUGCAAAUUUUAGCCAAAUAGAAACACUGACAUCUGUAUUUCAGACAAAACUUUGUGUCCAACACAUGUGCAGUGUGAUUGAACAUGGUUGUGACCACUUCUGCAUCAACACUCCUGGCUCUUAUAUAUGCAAAUGUAAACAGGGAUAUAUUCUGAACUCAGACCAGAGGACUUGCAAUACCCAGGAUCUAUGUGAGGUCAAAAAGCAUGAGUGUGAGCAGAUAUGUGUGAAUACACCUGGAUCCUAUGUCUGCCAAUGUUAUGAUGGCUAUGAACUCAAAGAAGAUGGGAAGCAAUGUUACAUUGUGGAUUACUGUACUUUGAAUAACCAAGGCUGUCAACAUGAGUGUGUUAAUACUGAAGAUUCCUAUUACUGUCAGUGCCACAAAGGGUUCAUUCUCAAUCCAGAUAAAAAAACCUGCAGAAGACCAGACUACUGUGCUUUGCAAAAUCAUGGCUGUCAGCAGGAGUGUGUCAAUACAGAUGAAUCCUAUUUCUGCCGGUGCCAGCAAGGAUUUACUCUUAAUCCAGAUAAGAGAACUUGCAAAAGAAUAAAUGUCUGUGCUUUGAGAAAACAUGGCUGUGAACAUGAAUGUGUUAAUACCAAAGACUCUUAUGUGUGCAGAUGUCAAACUGGAUACGCCCUGAACAGUGACCGCAAAACAUGCAGAAGAAUAGACCACUGUGCUGAGUCCAACCACGGGUGUGAGCAACUAUGCCUGAAUACCAGGGAGUCUUUCAUUUGUCAGUGUUCUGAAGGAUUCAUAAUUAAUGAAGAUCUGAAGACAUGUUCACGAGUGGACUAUUGUUUGCUGAGUGACCAUGGCUGUGAACAUUUGUGUGUGAAUAGUGAAAAAUCCUACAUCUGCCAGUGCUUUGAAGGAUACGUGCUGCACAGUGAUGGGAAAAGCUGUAAACGUAGAGAUGUCUGUAAAUCAGUGAACCAUGGAUGUGAGCACCUUUGUGUCAGUGAUGGCCAUUCCUAUAUCUGCGAGUGCCCUGAGGGAUUCAUACUGAGGGAAGAUGGGAAAACCUGCAGAAGUAAGCAAGAAUUCCUUAAAUGGCCUGUUGAUUCUAAAGGCUGUGGUUUCAGAGACUGGGAGUGUCUUUCUUUGCAUUAGUUUUAUUAUAGCAAAGCGUAUGAAUUAAUUAAAAUAUCCUCAGAUAAAGACCUCUGCAAAUCAGUUGAUCAUGGCUGUGAGCACUUGUGCAUCAACAGUGAUUACUCCUAUAUCUGCAAGUGCCAUGAGGGAUUUAUAUUAAGGGAUGAUGGGAAGACCUGCAGAAAUCAAGAUAUCUGCAAUUCCAUUGAGCAUGGAUGUGAACAUAUCUGUGUUAAUAAUGAUGAUUCAUACACUUGCAAAUGCCAUGGAGGAUUUAUAUUAAGGGAUGAUGGGAAGACCUGCAGAAAUCAAGAUGUCUGCAAGUUCAUUGACCAUGGAUGUGAACAUGUCUGUGUUAAUCAUGAUGAUUCAUAUACCUGCCAAUGCCAUGAGGGAUUUAUAUUAAUGGAAGAUGGGAAAACAUGUAGAAGUAAAGACCCUUGCAAGUCUGUCAUGCAUGGCUGUGAACAUAUUUGCAUGAAUAACAAUAAUUCAUACAUCUGCAAAUGCCAUGAGGGAUACAUACUGGAAGAGAACAGGAAGACAUGCAGAAGAUGUGAUGAAGGCCCCAUUGAUCUAGUGUUUGUGAUAGAUGGAUCAAAAAGUCUAGGAGAAAAUAACUUUGAAAUUGUAAAGGAAUUUGUCCUGGGAAUCUUGGACUCCCUUACAAUAUCUCCUAAAUCUGCACGAGUUGGUUUGCUGCAAUAUUCUACUCAGGUCCGCACAGAAUUUACACUGAAACAAUUCAGCACAGCCAAAGACAUGAAGAAAGCUGUGUCCCAAAUGAAAUAUAUGGGGAAAGGCUCCAUGACUGGGCUUGCCCUGAAGCAAAUGACUGAGAGAAGCUUCACUGAAGCAGAAGGAGGCAGACACUCUUCAGCAAAAGUACCCAGAGUGUCUAUUGUGUUUACAGAUGGACGUGCCCAGGAUGAAGUUUCUGAAUGGGCUACUAAAGCAAAGCAAAGAGGAAUCACCAUAUAUGCCAUUGGAAUAGGGAAAGCAAUUGAGGAAGAAUUGAGAGAAAUUGCUUCUGAUCCUCCAGCCAAACAUCUUUUCUAUGCUGAGGAUUUCAGUGCCAUGGGAGAGAUUACUGAAAAACUCCAAAAAAGAAUAUGUGACGGUCUGAAGUACCACCAGGAUUUACCAGCAGGUGUGGAUCAUUCGUUGAAUUCACUUUCUGAAGUGCACCAUAAAUAUCUUUUUGAAGAAAAACAGUCCCGAUCAACAGUAUCUUCAGGAACUCCUUCGGCAGAUAAGAAAGACCUAUGCAAAUGUGAAAAUCUUAUUACAUUCCAGAAUUUUGCAAAUGCUGAAGUUAGAAAACUAACACAGCAACUAGAAGAAAUGUCAAAAAGAAUGGAAGACUUGGAAAAUCGAUUGAGAUAUUAAUGAAUUGUUGUCAACAAAAGUAUGUAUUGUGCUGGAUAGUUAUACAUAAAGAUAAUGUAUCAAAGUUAUGUAUCAAAGGUCCAGUAUCCAGCCAUGAGAAAGAAGAAAUUAUGCCUUCAGUGCAUCAACCAAGUACCAAUUAUAUUGCAUUUUAAUUGACUGCUGAUAAAAGUGCAAGAUGUUUGGUAAAGUUAUACUAUCUUUUUCAAUUGAGAUAAGCUAUGUAAUAUAAUAAAAUGGUGCUACAAAAAGCAUUUAAAAUGGUUUAGAAGCCUAAAGAGCUAUGGUGUAGAAUUGCUGUGUUAGUGUUCCAGUGCUUCAACUGUAACAUUAUAUAUGGAGGUGGGGGCAUUUGCAGAGAGUGCUUAACCUUUUGUGCACUCAGUAGUUACUCCCUGCAAAUGGAUUCUGAAGGAAAAAUGCUUUGGGGUUAGUGUUACAAGUGCUUGAUUAAACACUCCCAUUUUUCCUGUUCUCCUAAAUAGCAGGCAUGUUUGAUAUACAUAUAUCCAUCAGUGUCUUUCUGAUAGCACAAAGGCUGUUACACUAGCAUGAACUAGGUUUUGAACUACUGCAAGACAAUCCAACUAAUGCUUAUGCAACCAGUUGUGUUUGUGUGCACAGCUGCCUGUACAAUGGAAGGGGUCGGCAGAGCUCUGCUUUUACUGUUUAAGUUUGUGUGAAAAUAAUGUUGGAUAUUGUCCAUAAUGGUGUAACAUGUUAAGUUCUACUGCUAGAAA